CUGCUGCCCUUUGCUCCUCUUCCUCACUUCGUGACAUUGAGAAGAAGCUUCCAGCCAUUCCUUCAUAGCAGCCGGUCGGCGUCAUGAGGCUGACGGCGGUGCUGUCCGUCGCCGCCCGGGUGGUGGUGCCCAAGGACUAUCGCUACGGAACCAAUAGGCCGUGGACCGUGGCUGCCAAGCGGCUCAAUCCCCCGGGCAAGAGGCGGAAAAAAGUGUUCGUGGAGCCCAUCGCCUCCGAGGACUGGUCUGUGCUCCGAGGGGACACGGUGGAGAUUCUGUCUGGGAAGGAUAAAGGCAAACAGGGGAAAGUCACCCAAGUCUUCAGACACAGAAACUGGGUCAUACUGGAAGGUCUCAAUACGCAUUAUAGGUACAUCGGAAAAAGUGGGGAUUAUCGCGGGACCUACAUCGCCAGCGAAGCUCCCAUCCUGCUGCGGGAUGUCGGCCUCGUCGACCCCGCGGACCGGAAGCCGACUGAAGUGGAGUGGAGGUUCACGGAGGAGGGCGAGAGGGUGCGAGUGUCGCUCCGGACCGGUCGCGUCAUCCCCAAACCGGUGGUGGAGCGGCGAGACGGCAUCGUGCCUCUACAGUGGAAAGAUGGUCCCAAAGACACCAGCCCAGAGGACACAGUGGAGAAGACCUACACGCCCUCAUUGAAGACCCUAGAGGAGGAGGUGAUGGAGAAGAUGGGCAUCCAGGAGGACAGGCGGCACCGGCGGUCCUACUGGUACUGAGCCUGGACGGCAGAUGCUCUUGUGUGCCCAUUUUCCCUUUUUUGUUUAAAAUGGACUGUGUAUUGUUGUUAUAUCAUGAAUAAAUGCCACAUUUAAUAGUC
Phycodurus eques (leafy seadragon) is the source of this 835-nucleotide messenger RNA. RefSeq names its product mitochondrial ribosomal protein L24 (gene mrpl24). Gene Ontology annotation, biological process: translation. Gene Ontology annotation, cellular component: mitochondrion; ribosome. The transcript is spliced from 6 exons. Gene Ontology annotation, molecular function: structural constituent of ribosome; RNA binding. Bases 84 to 734 code for a protein of 216 amino acids. The record is from RefSeq and is a predicted model, not a curated record. NCBI's taxonomy places the organism in Eukaryota, Metazoa, Chordata, Actinopteri, Syngnathiformes, Syngnathidae.